This is a messenger RNA of Cheilinus undulatus (humphead wrasse), 6398 nucleotides long. It is a transcript of the gene ndrg4, whose product is annotated as NDRG family member 4. The record is from RefSeq and is a predicted model, not a curated record. The transcript has 16 exons. Lineage: Eukaryota; Metazoa; Chordata; Actinopteri; Labriformes; Labridae. Bases 2559 to 3617 code for a protein of 352 amino acids. Gene Ontology annotation, biological process: positive regulation of ERK1 and ERK2 cascade; brain development; signal transduction. Gene Ontology annotation, cellular component: cytoplasm.
GAAACAUCUUUCAGUACACUGAAGCUUGGAAAAAGUAUUUCUUUCUCUAGCUUGUUUUCCACUGCAAGAAGAAACUCUGAAGGCAGAGCUCUGAGUGUGUAUCUAUAACUUUACACAAACACAGGCAAGAACUUUAAACCAUCUGCUUAAUGAACUACAGUAUAUCAUAAUUUACAAAAUCAACUUGAGUUGUGAGGAGGAUACAGACCUACUUUUAUAGGUAGUUAGAAGAUUAUCACAUAAACUUAACCACGGAAAAAAUAACUUGUCAUGGAUUGAAAAGGAAUAAAGGGACCAGUAAAGGGUAACUGUUUGAUUAUACAAGGUGCAGAUGAUGUCUGCAGGUCCAUUGAGCUGUCUGUGAAUUUUUAAAGUGAAAUGAGACAUUUAGGGGCAGUGGUGGACUUAUUUUACAUCACUGUGGCUGCAGGAAGACGUUACAGGGACUUAACCAAGGUGUGCUGAAAUGGCCAAUAAAGCAUGCAAUUAAUAGCAAUUUAAAAAAUUAGUGCACUAACUUUGGAUUGUAGUUAAUUGCAAUUAAUGCAAAAAUCUUGACAGCCCUAGUAAAGACUAACACAUUUUUCAUGCUGUGAAUCUGCAUGAACUUAUAUUUUGCAAAGAUGCCUUUGCCACAGACAAAACUAGUUUAAAGGUGGAGGGCACAAAAAAAGGAAAAACUCAUUCCCUUUUUCUCUGGUAAAAAUGAUUUGACAAUGAAGACUUAUGGAGGCCACUUAGAACCCUGGUGCUACCAUAAACAAGUACCUGGUAAUAUCUGUGACACAGUUGGAGUUCAAUCAAGUUGUUUCAUUGAGUGGCAAUUUAUUUUUCCCAGCCAUGGCACUUGCCCAGUGUUGAAGAAUCUGUCAGAGUUACUGAUAUUUUUUUUUAAUAGCAACACACAACUACUAUUUCUAUUGAAAGAUAUGCAUUUAAAAUUUUAUAUCAGAAAGUUAAAGGAUAAAAAACUAUUUUUAAGCAUCAGAAAGUUUACUUCAACUGUUACAAGUAAACUCUCUCUCAAACCUUAUUAGUUGAUGAUAAUCAAAUUUCACUGGACAAAUAUUUCCACCUGUACUGUGAUUAUGCCCACCAAUACUAAAACUGUAUUUGCAGCAAUAACAUCAGGAGCAACCUGCUAUGGUUUUUGUUUUCCAUUCAAAAAUAUGUCAAGGUUCGGUACAACAAAAAGGCAAAGGAAGACACAAGACCAUCCCUUAUACAUCUGACUGCCAUAGGCUUUUUAUUAUUUAAUACCAGUCUUUGACUAGGUGUCCUUUUCAAGAAGAGUUUUCCUUUUAUUUCAGCCCUGGAGACAUCCCUUCAUUGUGCUCCUACUAUCAGACUUAUCAAGACAGUCCCUUCAUCCCACUUGACCUUAUGAAUUAAAUUUAGUUUUCGAGUAACCCUGCUCCUCAACUGACGGAUCCUUUUGAAAUGCUAAAAUCUGGGGCAAAAUCUACAUUUACAAAAAAAAAAAGAAAAGAAAAAAACAGCCUCGAGACACAGAGACUGAGAUCAGAGACGUAAGAAAAACAUCAAAGCCAAAGACACAGAGCAACAUGGGUUCAACACAGCUUGACAGCAUCCUACGUCUGUGCAGUGCUGCACAAAACAGAGCCGAAGAGAUCACCUGAGCUGUCUCAUGGGUAAAGGACUCGCACCAUCUUUGAGCUUUAGUGUCUCGGGGAUUUAAAGCUUAAUCUCUCUAUCAGACACUGUCACUAAAUCAGAAUGAGACAUAUUUUUGUCUUGAGGAAGGAAGCCAAACUUACAUCUAGAUGCCACCACCCACACAAACACAGAGCUGAGCUGCUGUUCAUUCUGGUCAACAUGCGCUACACUGGGGUGGGAGUUAUAAGAAAGAGAAGAGUGCCACCUGCUGGUCCGACCACCGUACUGUCACCCCUAACAUUUUCCCUUUUGAAACACUGAACCAUUUGCAUGGAAUCACCAGAGACCAGAGUUGCCCUUUUAGAAGCAAAUUUCAGUUGAAAUAGGAGAUCAAUGUGUUGGAUUUUUUCCCUUCAGAUGCUCAGCUGAUGAUAUCUGGCAUAUUGGAAAAGUUAACAGCUCAUCUAUUAUUAUUUGAGCUCAAAUUCUUCCUAAAGGGCAGCUCUUGGGUCAAAAGGUUUUUAGUGACAUCCUUCUCUCUUUUUAGGUGUUUCCUUGGUCUGACAUUGUCAUCUGUCCUUUCUUUUCCAGUCCUCCUUUCUUAAAUUUGGAUUUUAUUUCUCCAUGCCCCACAUUUAACCCAUAGCUUUUCCUUUUGACUUUGUCUCCUUCUUUAAUCCUUUCUUAUUUUCUUUCAGAUGUCUCUCCAGAGCUCAUAUGAACUCAAAUGGACUUAACCUUUUAGACCUUAUUUAUGCAUGUUUAUUAAGGAUGCAGUGCUGAAACCAUCUGUCUGACAGUUUUAACCUUAUGUGCAUUUCCUUCAUUAAUAUCUAGAUAUCCAGAUGUUCCUGCCCUGCCAUAACCUUUAAGAAGGCAGCAGAGCAGAAACAAGCUAAAGGACAUGUGCUGAAAUAACACAGGAGAGCUGUGAACAGCUGAUGCCGGUGGGAGAUUGGAAGGAACAUGAUGUUGAGACUCCUUAUGGGAUGCUGCAUGUGGUGAUUCGCGGGGCACCCAAAGGAAACAAGCCUGCUAUCCUCACCUACCACGAUGUGGGAUUGAACCACAAGCUGUGCUUCAACACUUUCUUCAACAAUGAGGACAUGCAGGAGAUCACCAAACACUUUGUGGUGUGCCACGUGGAUGCUCCAGGGCAGCAGAUCGGAGCAUCGCAGAUGCCACAAGGGUACCAGUACCCUACCAUGGACCAACUGGCUGGGAUGCUGCCCACUGUGGUGCAGCACUUUGGAUUCAAGAGCAUUGUGGGUAUUGGAGUCGGAGCUGGAGCUUACAUCCUAGCCAAGUUUGCUCUGAUCUUCCCAGAUCUGGUGGAGGGUUUGGUUCUGCUCAACAUCGACCCCAAUGGCAAAGGGUGGAUCGACUGGGCUGCCACCAAGCUGUCAGGUCUGACCAGUGCACUGCCUGAUACUGUCCUGCCACACCUUUUCAGCCAGGAGGAGCUGAUGAACAACACAGAGCUUGUGCAGAGCUACCGGCAACAGAUCAACAACACCAUCAACCAGUUCAACCUGCAGCUUUUCUGGAACAUGUACAACAGUCGGCGGGACUUGGAGAUGAACCGCAGUGGGACUGUUCUCAAUGCUAAGACCCUCAAGUGUCCUGUGAUGCUGGUUGUAGGAGACAAUGCUCCUGCUGAGGAGGGAGUGGUGGAGUGCAACUCCAAACUGGACCCAACCAACACCACCUUCUUAAAGAUGGCUGACUCUGGUGGACUUCCCCAGCUCACACAGCCUGGCAAGCUGACUGAAGCCUUCAAGUACUUCCUGCAGGGAAUGGGCUACAUCGCUUAUGUGAAGGAUCGGAGGUUGAGUGGAGGGCCAGUGCCCUCUGCCAGCAUGACUCGCCUCGCUCGCUCCAGGACAGCCUCCCUGAACAGCGCCAGCUCCAUGGAUGGCUCCCGCUCUCGGGCCUGCACCCAUUCUGACAGCAGCGAGGGAGUCGGGACAGUCACCCACACCAUGGAGGUGUCCUGCUGAGGAGUUAGCCUGCCAUAGAAAGAGGAAGGGAGGGGGUAGAGGGAUGGGAAGAGAGUUGGGGAGAGAUGAGAGUAAAGAGAAGGGCUGGGUGAAGGAAGUCAGACAUGAUGGAGGGUGAAAUGAGACAGUACCAUUAGGAAAGCUUGUGAAUAGGUGGAAAUAUCUCUUUCUGUCCUUUUCUAACUCCUCCAGAUCCCUUUGUCUGCCAUCUUCUUUCCUUUCCACUGUAAAAUACCAUAUGUAUUACUACUAACACCCCCAACCACCCAUGUCACCCAGCACUUAAAGAUUAGGCAUCUGUUUUUGUUCUCAGUGUCAUUCUUGUGUUUGCUAAGUGUUUCCUCAUUCUUUACUUCCCCACUUCAGCCCCCCUCCCCCAAAACACACAACAAAAAAACGAGCAAAAUUGUCUGUCAGAUUCCACACAACACUAUACCAUAAUAAGCUGCUGUUGUAAACAUGAUACUAAAAUCUUUCAGAAAUGGUGAAAGUACAGGACACAAGGAGGAAACAGAACUAUUUAGGGAACAUUAAGGAAAAGUGUUGAGCCUUUUGAAAGUUGUUUAUUAUUUACUUCUGAAUGGACAAAGUGUAAGUAUCUCUCUCUGUGUUGUUAAUAAGGAUGUUUAAUUCCUCUCUAAAAUUGGCAGGUGUGCAUCAAAAGGGGUGUGUCCAGUUUUACAGGUAGCAGAACACAGCCACUUGUAGCUGAGUGCACCUGUAGUGCUUAGAGAGAGCUUUUAUUAGUCAUAGCUAGAGUCCAACACACUAAUUUAAAGUUGUACUUGGUGAAGAUUUAACUUAAAUUACAAUUCAAUUGCAAAACAGUGAUAUUAUUUGCUGGAAUAGGUGUGCACUAGACCCUGGGAUGGGUCUGGAUGGGCCUGAUAGUUAUAUUUGUUACAGGAAAGCAUCAGAGAUGCACCUUUAUGAUUGUCUAUUUUGUAAUGAUCAUGAGUCGUACUUUUUAAGAUGGUCACAGUUCUUUAAUUUUUUUUAUGCUUGAGACAAAAUCUAAAGGCUGGAGUCUGUGAGUUCAGAUGUUAAACCUAGGCUGACAGUCAUAAGUAACCAAACCACUGUUGAUUUUAUCUUGAUUUUUUUAGCUAGAUGACAAUCUAUGACUCAGAGUUCAUCAGCAUUUAAAGGAGCACAAUCAAAUGUAGAUAAUGUAGCAGGAAAAGCAAGGAGCAGUAGGUCAGCAUGUGGAUAUGAGGAGGAAUAGAACACCUACAUCUAUUAACACACAUUAAUCAUUCACCUGUGAAGUUAUGUAGAUCUCUCAAUCAUUUAUUUGCUUGAAAGAUUACAAAAAUACACUAAUAUAAACAAAAUAGUUCAAUGUUUGAUGUUUGUACUCUAUGCAGCAUGUAGAUUAAGAAAUGCAAUGUUAUCUGUAUUAGCUCAAAUAGCAAAUUUUAUAGACUGAAUGUAUCACACUAACCAGGACAAUUCUCAUCAUAUGAUCAUUUUAAAGAUUAACCUAAACUACAUAAUCUAGAUGUGUGGUCCAUCCAGACAACAGAAGGGUUUUUAUGAUGGUGAAAUUUUCUUAGAAUUACAUUUAAGAAACAUUGGUGAAAUGUUGCUAAGUGCAGCUUUAAACUGUGUCAUCUCACAUUUCUAAGACAAUCCACUACAUGAGUAUAGACUAGAAGAAGUAUCUAUAUGUAUAUGCAUGUGAAUGUGAAAGUAAUCUUAGGGCAUUCUAGUAUCUAAGUAGUGUUCAGCAUUAGGGCAUUGUUCAUUAGCUCUUUGUAUGUGGCUAGAUAAAUAGAGCCAUGGAUGUAAGCACCAUCACUGGUCUGUAACUCCAGCGCACACGUGAACAUGGUUCUGGCCAUAGUCGGUCGACUUUGUGGUCUUUAACAUGACAAUCACACUCUGAUCCAAACCAAACUAGACCAGAGGGGCCGAGGCGGGACCAGGCCGGCCCUGCAAACUCACUUUGCAGGUUACCGCCACGCAACUCACAGUAGACUUCCCUUACAGUGCAGAGCCCUUCUGUAUUGAUAUACCAAAGCUUGCCACAUGCACCCACACAGAAAUAUCCACUAUCACACUUUUACCCCUUGCAUAGACUCAUAUUUACACAUCUUCCUGUAAGAACCAUAGUGGGCUAAGCUUUGUAGGGGAACCAAUCCAAAGAAAAAUACUCACAAUUCACAAACAAGAAGGAAUCCAUUGCUAUGUGGUUAGAUUGUGUUUUGAUGUGCUGUGUAACUAUCACUACUGUAGUACAUGUAUAGAAAUAUAGUUAUAGACUAGUGUAGCUGUGUGCUGGGAUCUGCUGUAAAACUGGACCACCAUGUAUGUAGGGAUCAGAGAUGGGGUCUCCUGGUUUUUGGCUUAGUAAUGUACAGUGUUCAUGUACCAUAGUCACCUUCUCCUGUUUGACAUUUUUUCAAAAAACCCUUUGGUCCCCUGUCAGAAGGGGCAUAGCUUCCAAUCGCUGAGGUGUGCGCUUCCCUGAGGUGGCCUGUAAGGGACGGGGCUUUUUUGGAGCCAUUUGGGCGCCAAGCUCAGAAUGUAGGGCAACCCCCAGCCACCUUAAAAAACAACCCCUUUCCCCUAAAAAAAAUCACAAGGUGCCCCGGCUCUCACAGGCAAACCCAGUCGCACCCUAAAGGGCUAUCAGCUGAAGUCACUUUUUUAAUGUUGGUAGUGUAAUUUGUGUUUCUAGACACCAGGGGGCGCAAGACUGCAGAAUAAUGAUUGAGAAUGGGUUUUUUUUUUUUUUUUUUUUUUCAGUGAAGGAAGAGAAGGGGUUAUAACCUUAAA